AUGGUCCAAGGUACAGCGGCAGGGAAGGUUGUCAACCCUCUCGCUCACCUCUCGAAACAGCAGCUUCUGGAGCAAGCCGACAGUUUCUGCAACGAAAAAGGCCUCGAAGAGCACCGAAACCUGAUCCAACGCGGAGCCCUCGUGGCGCAGAAUCCUGCUUCGUACCGCCUUUUGGAAGAGCUGAGCGAGGAGGAGAAGGACGCGAUCACUUAUGAGCUGACGCACAAGUGGAGUCACCCUUGGCCGCUGUACUUUACGAUUGUCACUUGCUCGAUUGGCGCUGCUGUCCAGGGUUGGGACCAGACCGGCUCCAAUGGCGCAAAUCUGUCCUUCCCUGCCGAGUUUGGCAUUGGUGGUGAAGAGGAGAGAGAUGGCUGGAUCGUCGGCGUUGUCAAUGCAGCUCCCUACCUCGCUAGCGCCUUUGUUGGUUGCUGGCUCUCAGACCCUCUCAACAACCUAUUCGGUCGUCGUGGCUGCAUCUUCCUGACUGCCCUCUGUCUCAUCGCCACUCCCAUUGCGUCUGGUGUCUCACGAGAUUGGCAGGGCUUGCUGGUCAGUCGACUGGUCAUGGGCCUAGGAAUGGGAGCAAAGGGAGCUACCGUCCCCAUUUUUGCUGCCGAAAACUCUCCAGCAGCGAUCCGCGGCGCUCUAGUCAUGUCCUGGCAGCUCUGGACAGCCUUUGGCAUCUUCCUCGGUUUCGCCGCAAAUGUCAUCGUUGCUGGUGCUGGAGCCAUCACUUGGCGUCUGCAGCUGGCAUCGGCCUUUAUACCUGCUUUGCCCCUGGCAGCAAUGAUUUACUUUUGCCCAGAAUCACCACGAUGGCUCAUCAAGAAGAAUCGUUACCCUCAGGCUUUCCGAUCCUUGUGUCGUCUGCGUCAUAACAAGAUUCAGGCGGCUCGAGACUUGUACUACAUCCAUGCUAUGAUCGUCGAGGAGGCCAAGAUUAUCAAGGGAGAAACGUUCAUCAAGCGGGCCAUUGAGCUGUUUACCAUUCCGCGGGUGAGGAGGGCGACUGUCGCCUCGGGCGUCGUCAUGCUUGGACAGCAGAUGUGCGGCAUCAACAUCAUUGCCUUCUACUCCUCCACCAUCUUCGUCGAGUCUGGCUUCACUGAACGCCAAGCCAUCUACUCAUCUCUGGGCUUCGGUGCUAUCAACUUCGCCUUUGCUUUUCCGGCCGUCGGGACAAUCGACACAUUCGGUCGUCGUGCGUUGCUCCUGUCCACUUUUCCCAACAUGUGCUGGUGCUUAAUCGUUGCCGGCUGCGGUACCUUGCUACCAACUGGAUCGACUGCCCAGCUGGGCAUCGUCGCGACGUUUGUCUACCUCUUUGCAGCAUUCUAUUCAACGGGAGAAGGACCUGUACCUUUUGCCUACUCGGCCGAGUGCUUUCCCUUGGCACAUCGAGAAAUCGGUAUGGCCUGGGCCGUCGCCACGUGUCUCUUCUGGGCAGCGGUCCUCUCCAUUACUCUUCCUCCGAUGCUGUUGGCUUUCACCUCACUGGGCGUUUUUAUGUUCUACGCUGGACUGAAUGCAUUGGCGUUCUGUCUCAUAUACCUCUUCUUACCAGAGACGAAACAGGCCACCCUCGAGGAACUAGACGCAGUCUUCAGCAUCAGCCACGCCAGGUUCAUCAGGUACAAUCUGACCCAAGUCACUCCUUCGUGGUUCAGGCGAAAUGUCCUCUGGCAGAGAAAGUACCCUCGACCUCCCCCACUCGUUGAGAUGGACGAACAUGUGGGCGGCGCCGCUGCCGAUUGGGCCAAGAAGGGUGCGGCUUGA
Microstroma glucosiphilum is the source of this 1779-nucleotide messenger RNA. RefSeq lists its product as hypothetical. Lineage: Eukaryota; Fungi; Basidiomycota; Exobasidiomycetes; Microstromatales; Microstromataceae. Bases 1 to 1779 code for a protein of 592 amino acids. Gene Ontology annotation, cellular component: membrane. The record is from RefSeq and is a predicted model, not a curated record. The transcript has 4 exons. Gene Ontology annotation, molecular function: myo-inositol:proton symporter activity. Gene Ontology annotation, biological process: transmembrane transport.